Heterostelium album PN500 is the source of this 1122-nucleotide messenger RNA. RefSeq lists its product as uncharacterized. Bases 1 to 1122 code for a protein of 373 amino acids. The record is from RefSeq and is a predicted model, not a curated record. The transcript is spliced from 7 exons. Lineage: Eukaryota; Evosea; Eumycetozoa; Acytosteliales; Acytosteliaceae.
AUGAAUGUCGUCAACUAUUUAUUGAUAUUCUUUCCCUUAAUCUCUUCUGGAGAAUAUAGAUCAAAUACUAUACGUGGAGCACACGACCUACUAUAUGUUCGUCAGGUUUGUGAAACCAUGUCUGGCAAUGAAGCAUCUUCCUCUACCACUACUUCAACCAAUGAUUCAAAGCCUUUUGACCAAGUUAAUGUCUUCCAGCAGGAUGGUCCAAAGAGUUGUUGCAAGACCUCAACCCUGAAACAGCGAUCUUCAUCAGGGACAGCUAUCUCAAGCUCAUCGACCUCAUCACACCUCAGUUGGAUUUCUUUCGCAUCCUUGUCACCGGCAAUCCUGGCAAAUGAGUUGCAACAACAGCUAAUGGACCGUGAUGCCAUCUACCUCGUUGACUCUGUGAACUAUGAACAACAAGUCAAAUGCCAAUGUAGUGUCUUUAUGGUCUCGUCACCAAAUCCAGAAAAGUACAAAGAGUACCUCAAGACUUACAGUGAACACAAAAAGUAUUGGCUGAGUCCGUGGACAUAUGAAGAGAUCAAAUUCGCACACAAAGAAAUAUUCAACAAAUUCGACCUCAAAUGCAUUGAUCUCAACUUUGAUCAUUGGGGUGGAAUACCACGAUACGUCUUUUCCAACGACACAGAUACGAAGGGGCUCGAUGAUGCCAUUGCUCAAUGUGACUUGCCAUUGGUCUCGAAGUUUGUUGGAGAGUCUACCUUCUCAAUGUCAAUUUCACACAAGAUUCUCCACACGUACGCGAUAGACAAUGGCUUCAGACACACAAGGAUCGAGUUUGGAUCAAAGUACAUUGCAGAUAGGAUAACGACAUUGUUGGUUCACGCCAAUAAGAACGCAAUCAUUUCCUUCAUUCAAGAUAGACCGUCCAAAUACAAGGCAGAUACCAAUAGUGAUAUUGCCGAUUCAAUCGACCAAUGGACACCAUCUUUCAGUUAUCCACCAAACCAAAUGAAAUCAUUUAAUCACACAUUCGCGACGCUUGUGUUGAAAACCCGCAACAUCAUCCAACCAGUUGCUGCUCUCUAUUUGACUGCAUUACAAGAUGUGCGUAACAUCGAUUCUAAGAAGAAGCUUGACUUCCUUAAUCAUUAUGUUGUUAUAACUGAUUAG